Messenger RNA from Morchella importuna, 1878 nucleotides. RefSeq lists its product as uncharacterized. Bases 1 to 1878 code for a protein of 625 amino acids. NCBI's taxonomy places the organism in Eukaryota, Fungi, Ascomycota, Pezizomycetes, Pezizales, Morchellaceae. The transcript is spliced from 4 exons. The record is from RefSeq and is a predicted model, not a curated record.
AUGGACCGAGAUCGGGAAAGAGAUAGGGACAGAGACCGCGAUAGGGAUAGUAGAAGAUUUCGUGAUUUCCGCGAUCCAUCACCACAUCGCGGUCUCGAUUCUUAUAUACCCUCCUCGGGCUCUGGUCGUCGCCGCCCAUCCCGCUCUCCGCCUCCUCUAAGAGGUGAUAGCUAUAUUCCUACGCGUCGUCACCUUCUAGGUCACCUGUUAGAGACAGGGACAGGACGGGGUGGAAGAAGCCCGCUGUCUAGAUCACCUAGAGAGCAUCGUCAUAGACGUCGCUCGCCCUCUCCACUACCACCUCGAAGGGAUAGGUCGAGGGAUAGAUCGCCCCCCUCUAGGCGUGAUAGAACUCCCCCGCCAAGGAGGGAUCGAUCUAGAGGAGGGAGCCUGCCCCGCUCUGCUACGAAAAGACCAUCGUCCAGGCAGUCACCUCCUGCCCAUCCCACAGAGCGUGUGGUGUCUGACCGUGUAGUAGCUGAGCGCGUAGUCCCAGUUCGUGCGAGAACCCGCUCUCCGAUUCGCCCUGUUUCGAGAAGGCGCUCUCCUACUCCCCGAUCACCUGUGCGAAGACGGGAAAGGUCUCGUUCUCCCAGAAGAAUCAUUAGAUCUAGGUCUCCACUUCGUCGUAACGAUUUCCGUAGAGGUGAUCGGAGAGAUAGGUCUCCCAUAAGACCCAGAUCACCACUUCCUCCUAGGCGUGGAUCUCGUUCACCUUUUAGGUCGCCAGUAAGGAGGCGUCGUUCGUCCACACCUCCGCGAUUUCCAUCCCCUAGGCGCCGAGAUUCCAGAUCCCCUCGAGCAAGGCCGUCUAGAAGCCCGGGGUCUCCUCCGAGAAAAAGAGGAAGAAUUGGUGGUUCCCCGCCUAGCAGAGGAUCUGCGAGGCCGUUCUCACCACCCCCACCCCCGAGUAGACCUCGUUCUCGUUCCCCGGUCCGUGAGUCUGUAGCAACAUCACCACGCAGCGCCAACGGCAAACCACCGGUCAGAGCCACCGGCUUUGGUUCCUCUCCUGCACCAUCAGCUGGAGUGACCAGCAGGAAGAUUUCGCCGGCCCCUCCAUCUCGCCCCCGUUCACCCCCCUCUAGAGCAAUGUCACCCCCACGUGGCCCACGCAAUGCCGCUGCCUCACCCCGCCCAACACCUCCAAGACGAGCAUCACCUCCUCCGAACGGCCCUGCUGUUCACCCGGAGAGGCUUCAACAACUUUCCAACGGCUUCUCGACUGUUCCUCCUCGCGGCCCAUCUGGUGGCACCAGGCCUAUGAACAACGUUGUCCCGCCCCGUGGACCAAGUGCCUAUCAACCUAAUCGCACACUCUCUACACCCUCACAUGGCCACCCCUCACCUUCAGGCCCUCAUAGUUCUCAUGGCCGCUCGCCAUCCUAUCCAUCACGAGCCACGCCUAAUCCACCAAUUCAGCCACGGAACGCGAUGGCACUCCCCCCAUCAGGACCACGCCGCAUGUCCUCCGCGCUCUCACCAAAUGGCUCUACCCCGCCUGCAUCGUCUCCAAACCCACCCACCACAUCUGCUAUCCCAACUGGCCCUCGUGCGGGUAACUUCCCUUACCGUACAUCACUUCCGCCACCGCACCCGCAUCAUCACCACCACCCGCCGCCUCCAAGAGCGCCGAGUGGCCCCGGUACUACAAUUCCAGGUGGGAGAUUAUAUCCCGCGGUUGAUAAAGCGAGCGAAGACAGACUGGCCAGAUUGAAGGCGGAGCAGGUAAAAUUGGAGGAGGAGAACAGGGUGAUCCAGGAGAGAAAGAGGAAGGGGCUGUACGGAUGGGAGAAGAGCACAAGAGAGGCAGAAAGGGAAGGAUACAAGGUUGAGUUGGCUGAAAGCCAGUUGGUUGGUGGCGUCCUGAUGGACUGA